This is a messenger RNA of Penicillium odoratum, 1242 nucleotides long. Its product is annotated as M20 family metallopeptidase. NCBI's taxonomy places the organism in Eukaryota, Fungi, Ascomycota, Eurotiomycetes, Eurotiales, Aspergillaceae. The transcript has 4 exons. The record is from RefSeq and is a predicted model, not a curated record. Bases 1 to 1242 code for a protein of 413 amino acids. Gene Ontology annotation, molecular function: dipeptidase activity.
AUGGCUAUCAUUCCCGUUACCGUUUCCCCCAAGGAGGCUCAAGCCGCUAUCGAUGAGGCUCUUGAGAAGGUUUCCACACAGCUUCGUGAAUUGAACCAAUUUAUUUGGUCUAAUCCUGAAUUGGCCUAUGAGGAACACAAGGCUCACGAUGCCAUUUGUAAUUUCCUUGAGAGCCAGGGUUUCACUGUCACCAGACACGCUUAUGGCGUGGAUACUUCCUUCGAAUGUAUCAGUGGAACUGAAGGCCGACUGAUCAACUUCAACGCUGAAUAUGAUGCUUUGCCCGAUAUUGGUCACGCCUGUGGACACAACCUCAUCGCCACUAGCAGUGUGGCGGCCUUUUUGGCGCUGACCCACCUGCAGAAGAAGUUUAAUACUGGUGGCAGGAUUCAACUCCUUGGCACACCUGCAGAGGAGAACGGUGGUGGCAAGGAAAAGCUACUCAAUGCUGGAGCUUACAAGGAGGUUGAUAUUUCCUUGAUGGCUCACGGUGGACCCAGUGGCAAGGCUCUGGUUGGCACCCCCUGCGACGGAGCGGCUGGUAUUAUGAUGAACGCCCGCAAGGAGCUGCACGUGGAGUUCUUCGGCAAGAAUGCCCAUGCUGGUGGUAACCCGUGGGAUGGUGUGAACGCUUUGGAUGCGCUGGUUCAGGCAUACAACGGAAUCUCCACCUUGAGACAACAGAUUCUGCCCGAUGAGCGCAUUCACGGUGCCUUCCUGGAUGUGCCCAAGGUCGCCAAUGUUAUCCCCGCCUACACCAAGUCUUACUGGCAGAUCCGAAGCCCGACUUUGACUGGAUUGAAGAGUUUGAUUGCCAGAGUCCGGGCCUGUAUUGAAGGAGCUGCUGUUAUCACUGGCUGCACUGUUAAGAUUGUCGAGGAGGGACUUUAUACCGAUAUUGUUCUGAACGAGACUUUGUGUGAUACUUUCAGCGGUCACAUGAGCUCUUAUGGAAGAAAGAUUGUUCCGAGACAUGACAAGGUCUUGACUGGAUCUACUGACGCUGGUAAUGUCAGCUACGCCGUACCAACACUUCACUCCAUGUUUGCCAUUCCCUGUCCGGAGGGCAGCUUCCCUCACCACCCGACCUUCGCUGCCUCCGCUGGAACUGAUGAAGCACACGUUGAGGCUGUCCUCACUGGUAAGGGACUGGCUAUGGUGGGAUGGGAUAUGUUGACCAAUGAUGCUCUUUUCGAAACUGCCAAGUCGCAGUGGGAAGGACUGAAGCCCUCGGCAGCUUGA